CUCAACAGUCGUCACUUAUUUGCGUGUAAUUUCAGAGAAAAUACGACGAGGGACGAUUAAAGCUUAAUACUAAAUACUACAGACGGAGGUAAAUUCGUGUUACAGCAAUUAUAACCCCAAGUAACCUUGAUAGUACGAGAAGGAGAUUUUUUUUACUAUGAAUGAAAACGAAUAAAACAUCACUGAUGUAUGGGGAUAAGAAAACGCAUUUAAAGGCCGUGUAGCCACAACUUCGCAUUGAGGAGGUAAUGUCCCUCCUGAUACGCCGUAGCCACGCAUGGCUGGCAGGGAUCAUGUUGAAGGUGACAGGUAGAGUCGUUAUGGCCGGAGCCUUCACCUUGUGGCCAGCCACCGUCUUGGCCGCUGGCGGUGACGGAAAGAAACAGGCAGCGCCGCUCAAACGGGAUGACCUUUCUCUGUACCGCGCCCCACGCCAGGCGAAAACAGCGUCCGAGGAGCCCGAAGCGGGUCAACUGGAGAAAAGUGUCGCCAACCUCCGGAAGGUGGUGGAGCCGUACACGGCUUGGUGUCGGACCACUUACGGUCAACUCGAACCGAAGGUCCAAAGUGUGGUCCAGUGUGGUCGUGACACCCUCACGUUUCUCAAAGACCCACCGGGGGACGUCUUGGCCCGGGCUGGCAUCAUCGGCUUCACCGGCGUCCUAGGGCUGCUUUUCGCAAGACGCUCCCGGGUGAAAAAGCUCAUCUAUCCGGCUGGUCUGAUGGCAGCCACUGCCUCCAUGUACUACCCGGACCGGGCCGCAGCCAUCGCCAAGUCCACCGGGGACACCCUGUAUGACGGCGCCGUGCACAGUUAUGCUGCCGUGGAGAAGCUCCUCAAGCCAACCAAGAAGGCCGAGGGCGGCAGUGAUUCAACGGGGAAAAGCUGAGGGUGUGGAGGGCUCCAGCAGGACACCAGCAGCUCUAUUUCACAAUCACAAGUGUUACUAAAACUGUGUGCAUGUUAUGCACCCUUUACCACGAUGACAACUCAGGCUGGACAUGGCUUCUUAUUUGAAUGUAUAUUUAUGCAGAAAAUUAAAUAAAGAAAAUGUCGCGAAUUCUAGCCGUAAUUACAUACUGUAGUGUUCAACUAUGGCUGGCAUGCAGCAAUAUAAGUGUUUGCAAUUACAACGUAUUUGAUACUGACCUGUUUUUAUCAGUACAUACCAAAAUGACCCAAUGACACCAAAUUAAAGCAGGGUCCACAAAGUAUUUUCUCCUUAAGUUUUUGUUUAACAAAUGACUGCAAAGAAGGGACAACAUUUGGAUGGGAAUGGACAGGGGAAUAUCAUUUAUUCAUCUCGAGGGGGGAAAAAAAGAAGCAGCUCCUCAGAGCAGCACCAGCUUCUCGUUGAGAGCGAUCUGUGCUUGGGUGAGGUUGGACAGGUAGGUCACCAUCAGAAGGUCCUGCAAGACACGGCAUUGUAAGAAAUAUUC
Dunckerocampus dactyliophorus (ringed pipefish) is the source of this 1440-nucleotide messenger RNA. RefSeq names its product MICOS complex subunit MIC26-like. The coding region runs from base 249 to 890 and encodes 213 amino acids. The record is from RefSeq and is a predicted model, not a curated record. Lineage: Eukaryota; Metazoa; Chordata; Actinopteri; Syngnathiformes; Syngnathidae. Gene Ontology annotation, biological process: cristae formation. Gene Ontology annotation, cellular component: MICOS complex. The transcript has a single exon.